Messenger RNA from Paramuricea clavata, 9822 nucleotides. Lineage: Eukaryota; Metazoa; Cnidaria; Anthozoa; Malacalcyonacea; Plexauridae. The record is from the annotation of a GenBank genome assembly.
AUCUGCCGCCCUAAUUUUAUAGCAUUGAAACAGGAAAUCAUUAUAGAGAAAAAAAGGAACAUAGAAAACUAAAGUCACACGGAAGCAGGACGCUUCGCGGAAGGGAGCAACAAGCGCUAAAAGCUUUGCAGGAAAUAUUAAUACAGUAGUGAUGACGUAAAUGAUUGCGGUCCUUUUCCGUACAGCGGCAAGCGUCAUAGUGAAACAAAUUUGAUGUCUUCUAUAGUUUAUGUGUCUUCAAAUGUAAAGAGUAGCAUCUUAUGUCAGUAUUUUUUAUAUUCGCCAUGAUUUUUCAAGAUGUACAACACAUGGACGACUCCAGGUCGUGGCAUUCUACAUUUCAGGUUUGUAUGCAACAGAGAAAAGCCUUUGCCGAGCUUUGAACUUUGGCAGGAAAGCUGCACUUGAGUGUCACUGGCAUGUAAAGUUGCAUAUGGGAACAAACUGUUAAAUAACAACUAAAUGUCAAUUUUCUUUCUAUUUUUCAACACACAGCACCUGAACAUAAAGGCUAAGUCAACAGCUGGCUCGCAAAAAGUUGGAAAAAGUGCCGAGAAUAGGAAUUAUAAUCGAUACAGAGAUGUCGUCCCUUGUACGUACUGAGCUAUUUAAUACAUGCUGAUUCUUGUUUCAAAACUUGCAAUUGCGAAUAGUUUCUUGUUAAAUUAUGAAAGCGAACGCUUUGUUGUUAAAAUAACGUUGUAUUUUAUAUUCUUUGCUUUUCUCUUGGUAUUUUUAUGGCCCAGUUAUGAGAUAUUUGUUUUUUAUGUUUUCUUGACAGAUGACCACAGUUUGGUUCGCUUGCGAAAUAGCGACACAGAAUACAUAAAUGCGAAUUUUGUUAAGGUUUGUGCUGUAAAAAGUACCUUAAAAUGGACAUAUAAUCGCACAAAACUGCCGUAUCAGGACGAUUUGUGUUCAAAAUGAUCUUAAUUUGGCAGAAAAUACUAGCAUUAUAUAAUCCGCGUGGGUUGACUAGUUACAAGAGAGACCACUCGUGCGAAUCCUCAAGUGUUUUGAAAACUAGGCUAUCAAUAUUGUCAAAAAUAUUUUUAGUUUUGAAAAUAUCAGACUGUUAUGAGUUAAUAGGUAGACAAGUAUACCUAGAUUAUGUUUUGUAUAAAAAAUGUUUAGAAAAUUAUGGCGUUUCCUCAGUAUAUUUAAAAAAAUAUUUAAAGAUUGUCAGGAAAUGGUCCUUAUUUGUGCCAUCAUUCUAUUGUUAUAGUUUCCUGAUUUACAUUUUAUUACCCCCAACAUGUUUGGAAUAUAUAUGUUCUAACUUGUCACUAUGUAUGUAAAUACUAUCCCCCUCAUUGUACGAAUCGGUUGUAUUAAUUAGGUACUAUACCCUCUACUUUUUAAUGCCGAUGUUGAUAUAUGAUAUAAUUGUUGCCUGGGCAUAUGAAAAUGGGUAGAAUAUUGAUUAGGUCACUCCAACUUCAGUUUUCCGUUCAGUAACUGCAUUUCCAAGAAAUGGUCGCAUGAUUUUUGCAUUAAUGAUACCUUUACAUUUUUUUAAAACUUGGUAAAAUGUCUACUGUAAAACUUGGUUAAAAGUCUGACUGCUGUCAUUCACAUUCUCAUUCUGCUCUUUUUUGCUCUGAUUUUGAAUCAGAAAAUUAUAAUUGCAACUUUUUGCCAACCUGAUAUGACAGUAAGGGGCGGACCAUUAGAAAUCCCGGGAGGGGGGGUGAAAAUUCCCCCAAAAAAAUUCGUGCAAAGGAAAAUGCCUGGAAAAAAAAUUCGUGCAGCCAUUACGUCAGAGAAAAAAAAUUCGUGCAAGCAAACAGCGAAGUACAAAUAGUCUUGAAAAAAAAUUUGUGCAGAGGUUAAACGCAUUAAAAAAAAUUCCUGCAGAGACACGAGACUGAAAAAAAAAUUUGUGCCGCAAAAAUUUUAUACCCCCCUCCCGGGAUUUCUAAUGGUCCGCCCCUAAGUUGUCAAUUGCCAACCAAUCAAAACCACCAGUGUUUGGCAUAAGCAAAUUGGACAUACUCUUCUCACAUGUAUCAAAGCAAAAUUAUAAUCAGAUAACACAGAUAACAGCAUUAUUAACCCCAGUAGCUCACAUGAAAGGCACAUGAAUGGACCUAUUCCCUAAUGAACAAAAUUUUGAUCUAGACAAGUCUGGACAAAAAUUUCAUCACAGCUUGAAAGAGCAUCACAAAAUUAGUAAUAUUCCGAAGUUUUGUUGCGAAAUGUUGUAAAAUGUGGAUAAUAUAGCCCUGCAAAGUUUGCCGUUUUUCAGUCAUUUUGUAUUACACACAGGAAAUUGAUACCUUUUUUCAGUAUCAAAUUCCUGUGCGUAAUACAAAAUGACUGAAAAACGGCAAACUUCGCAGGGCUAUAUUAUCUGUAUUUUAUAACAGCUCUUUCAAGCUGUGAUGAAAUUUUUGUCUAGACUUGUCUAGAUCAAAAUUUUGUUCAUUAGGGAAUAGGUCCUUUAACUUGUCACUAACAUAAAAAAUGCACUUUCUCAAAAAAUGCUUGUACUUAUAUUUUUCAGGUUGCAUCAAUUAGAAAAGAGUAUAUUUUAACACAGGUAAAAACUAUGUACAGUACUACUGUAUGUAGGGCUGUUGUAUAUUGAUAUUUAUUAUAUAGUGGCUAGAGAGUGAGAUACUGAAAAUACACAGUGAGAUAUUUUCCAUAUCUUCACUAGUGAAGAUAUUGAUCACAUGACUUUUUCCAAUUUGCUUUUGAGCACUGUAUUUGUAAAAAAAAUUGUGAAAGUGUGAAUCCUGAACAAUGGUUAAAAAUAUUAUUUAUAAUGUCUAACUUAAUAAUAAUAAUAAUAAUAUGUAUUUAUUUAAUCACGAUAAGUUAGUUACAGGCAGUGCUGAUGUGGUCGUGAAAAACUAAAAAACUAUAACUAUAAUAACUUGUUGUUAUAACUAUAAUAACUUGUUGUUGUUAUAAUAACUUGUUGUUAUAACUUGUUGUGUUUAUAAUAUAGGGUCCUCUAGCAAACACAUGUAAACACUUUUGGGAAAUGGUUUGGGAACAGAAUACUUAUAGUGUUGUUAUGCUGAACAGAGUUGUUGAAAAAAAUCAGGUUAGAAAUCCUCAUAAUUUGAAGGACAAUACCCUCUGAAAUAAAAACUACUACGCCCCCUGAUAAAGUCAUUGCUUGACUAAUAAGUCUGAUUGAUGACACCCCCUAAAAAUGACUCUAUGACAACAUCCCUUCCUGAAAGAAAAAUGAAUCUAUAUGCUCCCCCCUGGCAAAUGAAUCUGAAUGGCAACACGGUCAACACACCCUGUUGACUAAUGUUAAAUCCAUCUGACUUAUGAAACAUUUGUUAAAUUAACACAAAUAUUUUAUAGCUCAAGUGCCACCAAUACUGGCCAUUGGAAGGUUCACUAACAGCUGGUGACAUAAAAGUGACUGUUGUUGAGGAAGAUGAUCACACUGAAUUUAUUGUCAGAGUUUUAGAAUUAGAACACUUGAAGGUAUGAUAAAUGGAAAUUUCUAUGCAAUUAAAGAUCAAGAAAACAUAUACAUAUUAUGUUUUUUAAUGUUUUGAGCAGAGUUGUUCACAAUAUAUCACAUAUACGUAUUACAACCAUGGUGCCUUUUUGCAUACUUUAUUCAUUUGCUCUUUGUAAAGGCCAAUGGUUUUACUAAUUAACUAACUGAUUGUAAUGUUUUAUUUCAAAGGAGAAAAGCAAAAGAAGCAUUCGUCAUUUUCACUAUGUGGCUUGGCCUGAUUUUGGAGUCCCUUCAUCGCCACAAGCAUUUCUCAAAUAUUUAUUAACCGUCCAGGAAUAUCAGUCUUCUGUACAGGAUGUUGGACCUCCUGUUAUACACUGCAGGUAGAAUAUAGAGUUUGAAUUAACUUCUGUGUUUGCAAAUUAUUGGUGAUGCACUGACAUCCAUAUUGGUAUUCUGGGCCUAAGUUUAAAAUUUUGUAUCAGUAUCUUUGUUGCCCAUGUUACCAAUAUUGUAUGAUAAUAAAUGUAUUAAUAAUACAUGUAUAUAUUAUAAAUUUAAUCUUUUGUAACUCAGUGAUCUGAAUGUAUCAAUAUAAAUUAUAUUUAUGAAGAGAAAUAGAUAACCUUUAUGAACUUUCUUUACAAAACAGUGCUGGAAUUGGACGGUCAGGGACAUUUGCUCUUAUUGAUUCUGCUCUUACAGAGGUAAUUUUAUACUUUCCUGCAACUUAUCCAAUAUAUAUAGUUAAUUAAAUACACCUUCGCCCAUUUAGUACUACUAAAUUGUAAAUUUCGACACACUAUGACGCUGUUUUCUGACCAAAAUUCUGUCAAAUCUUUCCCAAAGUCCAGGAAGUGGCAUUUCAGAGACUCUAAAUUUAAAAAUUUCCUCGGGCCUUUGGCCCUCGCUUUUAACCCUCCAAUCAAAAAGAGCUUCCUACGGCCCUGAAAUACAAUAGCUGUUAAUAACAUCCUUUUGUUAGCAUUCCUCCAACAUGGCCCCUAUAACGUUCAAGUGCAAACCAUGAGUACUAUUUCUGAGUGAGUGAGUGUCUCAAUCAAGUAUACCAAUAGUAUGUUGAACACUUGAACCAGAUACCUUGGGUUGGAACAUUAACAAUUCUAAUAUACAUUUUAGAUAGUUGAUUUGAUUUUUUAAUUUUUUAAAUAUAAAUAGGGUUCAUAGCAUAUAUUCUUAAUAUCUUAUAUCUGUUAAACUUAGCGUAAUUCAGCUGUGAAAUUUUCUGAGGCUGUAAGUUCUAAAGUUCAAUAAACCAUCUAUCUACAUAAAUGGUAGCAAAUCUUAUAUUAAGUUCUUUGAAUGUUUGCAUGGCGAUAAAAUAUAAUUGUUUUUGUUUGUGGAAACACCACGUAAAUUUACGUGGUGUUUCCACAAACAAAAACAAUUAAAUCUUAUAUUGUAGAUACAACAAAAAGAUAACAUGAUGGAUUAUGAUGUGAAAAGCAAACUUCUUGAAAUGAGAACAUACAGGCCAGGUCUUAUUCAAACCACAGAGCAACUUCACUUCUCUUAUAUUGCUAUCCUAGAGGGUGCCAAUAUGGUAGCACCUUCUGCCUAUAGCAAUGCUUAUUAUAGCAUGAGUAAGUAUUUGAAUAGCUCUCUGUCUUUCUGAGAAUACGCUUAUUGCAGGAUUUUUUUCAGGAUUUUCUCUUGGAUCCGUUUUUGCAGAGAAGAUUGAGUUUAGCUGAACAGCUGGGGUGGCUGCACCCCCCUCCCCUACCGGGGGCUGACACCUGUACUCAAUAAAUGUAGUUGAGACGGAAUGUGUUAAAACAGGGGCAUUAAGGGACACUAUAAACUGGUUAAAUAUGGCGAAUGCAUAGUUUUUCUUGUGUUGUGAGAUGAAUUCCAGCCAUUUUUUUUUAAUUGUCGGGUUUCCAACUGAAAACUAAUUUUCACAUGUCACGAAUUUAACUCAAACAACUUCAUUUUUACUACACUGAAACUUUGGUGAGAAGAUUGAGUUUCAAAACUCAAUUCAAGAUUGAGUUUUUGGGGCCGUUUAACGGCCCUAAAAAAUCCCUGAAAAAAAACCUGUUAUUGGAAAAGGGGUUCAUUUAAGUGGGCACUAAUCAUACUGUAACUCUUCUCAUUAUUUGGGAUCAGUGGCAUUCAUCCUGCACAAAGCGAUCGACGAUCGUAAUGGAAAACGGCCAUAACAAAAUAAACAAAUCUGACUUGAUUUUUUUUUCUAAGCGGGGGAAUCCGCGGAAGAGUACGAAGAAGAAGAAGAAUACGUGGAUCGAGCGGAUAAGAGAAGGGCGGAUGGUGAACAGGAUGACCAGCCAGGCGGGAAGGAACCGAGGAAAGAACCAAUAGCAGCGGUCACAGGUAGUUCGCUCGUUAUAUUCGCAGCCUUCUCCGCAGGCAACUCGGUGGAAAACAGGGCGAAAUUUACGCAAUAUUUAGCAUAUUGAGGGGUGGCUAAAUUAAAGUUUUCUAUUUAAACUUUUUUCUCUGCGUAGAAUCUGAAUCAGAAUCUGAAAGUGGAGAGGAUGAUCAAGUGGGUUUAUCUGAUGUGAAUGCCCACCUUAAUGAUAGCAGUGAAGUUGGAGAUGAAAGUAGUGAACAACCUGGAGAUGAAAGUGAUGAAGCUGGAGAAGACAAUGGAGAAGCUGGAGACGAAAGUGAAGAACCUGGAGAUGAUGGUAACGAAGAGGGGGAAGACGAUAACAGUGGACAAGUCCAAGAACCAACUGUAAAUGAUAACGCCCAAUCUGGUAUGUGUUUUUUUUGAUAGUCUUCAUAGUACUUAUUCUAUUUUCUGCAGUGCAACUCUGGGGCUUACAAACAUUUUUUAUUUAAAUUUUUUGAGCUUAUCUUUGACCUAAACAGGUUAAUUUAUGUUCUCAAUAUCUUUAACAAAAUCAUACUCGAAUGAAAGCCCGGAAUGAAAUUAAUUUGUCCUUGGUACAGUAGGUAAUGGAUGCGAAAACCACUGCGUGCUAUUUUGUUUUUCAUUUCUAAAUUGAACUGAAAUAUUACAGAGAACUUGGGGUUUCCCGCGAUAACAGUCACAGCGACUUCGUCCGAAACCUUAGCGGACAGACUGGAAGAACAAGUAGACAAUAUAGAGGAGGACAAAGGUGGAACAGUCGAUCAAGCACAACAUAAAUAUAGCGCGAUCGCAGAACCUCAUUCGUCUAUCGUAGAUGCAGAUCAUCAUGUCACAGGCACUGGUGGUGAUGGUAUCGAAACACAAGCCACAGAUGAAUCUGAGACAAUAUCUGGGAACUCUGACAGUCAAAGUGAACAAUGUAAACACAACAGUGAUGACACUAUAAAAUAUCCGGUGACAGAGAGUCAAGGUGACUUCGAAACUGCAGAUGAUUGCAAAGGUCAAACGCCUGGCCAAUCUAGCGUUUGCUCAGGUCAUUUCUCGAGUGAUUUUGAAAUAAAGAGCUCCGAAGAUGUGAUCAGUGCAGGACCAGGUUCCAGAGAUGUGGCUGGUAGUAGUCAAAGUGUUGAGAAAGUGGUGGACAGGUGGCAAUGUUCUGAUAACGAGGAGGGUACUGAUUCUAAAGAACCACGCCCAAAAAGAUCCGCAAUCAGGCGGAAUUCGUUAGAAGGUGGAAAACGGAAAUCAGUCACUUUUGUACCCACUGUGAACGGAGAAGCCGAUGUAGAGGAUACGAUGGAGAGAGAAAGUGCUGGGUAUGUUGAUGAAAAAGAAACGGAAAGGUUAGUAUAUCUUAAUUCAAAUUAUCUAAUAUAUCUAAUACAAGAAGAGUCCAUGCUACAAAAUACUGCCGUGGUUUGUGUCUGAACUACCUGACACGUUUCAAACGAAGAACCGUCGUCAAGAGGUUAGUAACUGAGCAAACCCGCAAAUGGUGGUUUAAAUUUUUUAGACAUCUGAGACACAGACCACAGCAGCAUAUUACGAAAGACAUGUUACGCUUCUCGCGGUGAGUGUAAAGGCCCAUCAAGAAACAAUGGCAGGAAGUUAACUUGUAUUCGGCUGUCUUCUCAGAUCAAAACCGAACCCAAUUGUAUUUGACAAUAUUGAACAAGUGUUGGAAAUAGCCCUAUUUUCACUCGUACCCAGUCUUUUGUCCGAUCUAUCGCGUCGGUUUGGAUUCCUGGAUGAAAGUCUUGCGCACUCCAAUUAACAAACGCAAUAAACGAAACUUGUUUUGCUCUAUGUUUCCUUUCGAUUGCUCAUUAAAGAGGACAAUUGUACUCCUUCAUGGCUUUAUCGGCGUGAGUAAACAUAUAUAUUAGACAGUUUUAGAUCGAGGACGUGGACGUCAAAGACGACGUGAAAAUGACGCAAAAAUGGCGUGGCAUAUCCAUACAUGGGCACAACACGCCAUUUUCACGUCGUCUUUGACGUCCGCGUCCUCGAUCUAAAUCUGUCUAUUAUUUGUACGCACACUAAUAGACAACUUGCAUGUUAGACUAAUUUUUGAUCUAGGCAAGAAAAGUAAAUUCCCGUUAAGAACUUAUUAAAAUUAGUAAAAUUGAAAAAUUUGGUUAUGAAAUGUUGUAAAAUACGAAAAAUAUAGCCUUGCGAAGUUUGCAUAUUUUGUAUAUGUUUGUAUUUUACGUGCGGAAAUUGCUACCCAAUUGCUACCAUUUUUGAGCCGAAAAUGGUAACAAUUUCCGCACGUAAUACAAACAUAUACAAAAUUUGCAAACUUUACAAGGCUAUAUUUUCCAAGCUUUACAACCUUACGCAACCAAAUUUUGCAUAUGUUCUUUUUAGCUGUGGUGUUUGAUUCCCUUCUCUUAGACACUUAGAUUAAAAUUUAGUCUAACAUGCAAGUUGUCCAUUAUGAGAUGAACGAACGUUCCCAGUAUUUUAACUUGAUUUUCGUAUAAUUUCAAUAGUGCUAUUCCCUCCCUUUCAGUUCGCACGUGCGUCGAAGGGCGGUGGAAGAACGGAAACGAAAUCUGGCCAGCAAAGUAGAUGAAAUAAAGAAGAAAAUGCAAAAUAGUGAGGAAAGCGAAGACUCGUUAAGUUCGACAAUGAUAGGAUUUGUAUUAUGUGUGGCCGUCGUAGGAUUUGCAUACUUUUAUUAUUAUUAUUAGCAGUAAAUCUUACUGUCUGUAUAUUUUUCAAAGCGUUCUCGUUGCUCAAAUUUAACAGCUUGCAUACUGACAGUAUUAUAUACAGUAGAGGAUAUUUUUAACUGCAUACGCUAUCUCUGGGAGUAUUGUUUUCAAACUGUUAAACCGCUUUCCAUUUGGUCGUGGUGAUAUGAAUGUCGAGAUGGCUGGUAAAUGGCCACUCCAAAUAUGAUCCAGUUAUCGGAAUAUUCUAUACUCCUUUGUUUUGACAAUACACCCUUUCGAUAAUUACGUCACAACUACACUGUUUUCAACUUAGGACCACCUUAAAUGGAAAGGAUUUUCCUUCUUCAACACAUGCAUGAAAAAGAAUUCUUUAUUUUGACCAAUAAAUGUGGAAAUAAGCUUUAACACGAAAACGAGGCUCCAGGUCAUGCCUCGUUUUCGUGUUAAUGCUUAUUUCCAUAUUUAUUGAUCAAAAUCCAAAAUUGUUUUUCGUGCAUGUGUUGAAGAAGGAUGUUCUGCUUCUCUGUGUAUAGCCCAUGAGAAAAAAAAACUUGAAAUUCUUUCUAUCUAAGGUGGUCCUAAGUUGAAAACAGUGUAGUUGUGACGUAAUUAUCAAAAGGAUGUAUUCCACUGUUCCCCGUGGCAGAUUCCGAUAUAUCUUUAAGAUAUAUUAGGAAACAGCACACAAAAGAUGUCGACGUGAUGUCACAUGCGUGACCUCAUGUUGGUUAUGACAGCCGAGAUCAAAUGGAAACCAGGCUUUUCAGGGACCGAUUAUUAUGGAGCCUAGUUCCUAGGCCUCUUAAUUUGCAGACGGCUGCCAAGCAUUUCACGGAAGAGGUUAUUUCGCUGGCCUCAGAGUGACAAAACGUAACAAAGCAACGGUUUUACUAACACUAACCCUAUUCCAAACACUAACACUAACCCUAACCUAAUCCUACUCCAAGUUUGUUUCUAAACAAAUCUUGAAGAAAAAAUUUUUGACGAAAUGUCAUUCUGAGGUCAGCGAAAUAACUUCUUCCCAUUUCACUCGAUGACGUCACGAGAAAAUAAAAGCGUGACAGACGUCUAGGGACUAGUCUGUUUAUUAUAAGUUUUUUGUUUUUUACUCUCAACUGUGUGAGUUUAGUUACUAGAUAAAAAAAUUACCAAGAUGGCCAGUGAAUGUCUGCCUUUAUUUACCCGUUAGGCCACGUGGCCAGCAAAACUGUUGUUUACCAAGGGUCAUUGGGUAUUAUCCUUGGUACACAUAAACAGCCUUUAAUAUGUACAGUCAUAUAACCUGAAUUUGCGAUAAAAAAAUUAAAAAUGCGUGUUUGUGAAAUAAAAUCUAAGUUUGGGUUUGU